Messenger RNA from Talpa occidentalis (Iberian mole), 2188 nucleotides. RefSeq names its product cadherin 4 (gene CDH4). Gene Ontology annotation, molecular function: calcium ion binding; cadherin binding. Gene Ontology annotation, biological process: adherens junction organization; calcium-dependent cell-cell adhesion; cell morphogenesis. Gene Ontology annotation, cellular component: catenin complex; plasma membrane; adherens junction. The record is from RefSeq and is a predicted model, not a curated record. Lineage: Eukaryota; Metazoa; Chordata; Mammalia; Eulipotyphla; Talpidae.
GUACAGCAUCACGGGCGUGGGCGCCGACCAGCCCCCCAUGGAGGUCUUCAGCAUCGACUCCAUGUCCGGCCGGAUGUACGUCACGCGGCCCAUGGACCGGGAGGAGCGCGCCUCCUACCACCUCCGAGCCCACGCCGUGGACAUGAACGGCAACAAGGUGGAGAACCCCAUCGACCUGUACAUCUACGUCAUCGACAUGAACGACAACCGGCCCGACUUCGCCAACCAGGUCUACAACGGCUCGGUGGACGAGGGCUCCAAGCCAGGCACCUACGUGAUGACAGUGACGGCCAACGACGCUGACGACGGCACCACGGCCAAUGGGAUGGUGCGGUACCGGAUCGUGACCCAGACUCCGCAGAGCCCGUCCCAGAACAUGUUCACCAUCAACAGCGAGACCGGGGACAUCGUGACGGUGGCGGCUGGCCUGGACCGCGAGAAAGUACAGCAGUACACGGUGAUCGUCCAGGCCACGGACAUGGAGGGCAACCUCAACUAUGGCCUCUCCAACACGGCCACGGCCAUCGUCACGGUGACCGACGUCAACGACAACCCGCCCGAGUUCACGGCCAGCACGUACGCGGGGGAGGUCCCUGAAAACCGCGUGGAGACGGUGGUCGCAAACCUGACGGUGGUGGACCGAGACCAGCCGCACUCGCCCAACUGGAACGCGGUGUACCGCAUCAUCAGCGGGGACCCCUCGGGGCACUUCAGUGUCCGCACAGACCCCGUCACCAACGAGGGCAUGGUCACCGUGGUGAAGGCGGUCGACUACGAGCUGAACCGAGCCUUCAUGCUGACCGUGAUGGUGUCCAACCAGGCGCCGCUGGCCAGUGGCAUCCAGAUGUCCUUCCAGUCCACGGCAGGGGUGACCAUCUCGGUCAUGGACAUCAACGAGGCCCCCUACUUCCCCUCCAACCACAAGCUGAUCCGCCUGGAAGAGGGCGUGCCCCCCGGGACCGUGUUGACCACGUUCUCGGCAGUGGACCCCGACCGCUUCAUGCAGCAGGCCGUGAGGUACUCAAAGCUGUCGGACCCUGCGAGCUGGCUGCGCAUCAACACCACCAGCGGGCAGGUCAGCACCGCGGCCGUGCUGGACCGCGAGUCUCUCUACGCCAAGAACAACGUCUACGAGGCCACCUUCCUGGCGGCCGACAACGGGAUCCCCCCCGCCAGCGGCACCGGGACCCUGCAGAUCUACCUCAUCGACAUCAACGACAACGCCCCCGAGCUGCUCCCCAAGGAGGCCCAGGUAUGCGAGAGGCCGGGGCUGAACGUUGUCAACAUCACCGCGGCCGACGCCGACAUCGACCCCAACGUCGGCCCCUACGUCUUCGAGCUGCCCUUUGCCCCGGCCGCCGUGCGGAGGAACUGGACCAUCGCGCGCCUGAGCGGGGACUACGCCCAGCUGAGCCUGCGCGUGCUGUACCUGGAGGCCGGGGUGUACGACGUCCCCAUCACCGUGACGGACUCUGGGAACCCGCCCCUGUCCAGCACGUCCAUCAUCAAGGUCAAGGUGUGCCCGUGCGACGAGAACGGCGACUGCACGGCGGUGGGCGCGGUGGCAGCGGCCGGGCUGGGCACGGGGGCCAUGGUGGCCAUCCUCCUCUGCAUCGUCAUCCUGCUGACCAUGGUGCUGGUGUUCGCGGCGUGGCUGCGGCGCCGGGAGAGGGAGCGACACGCCAAGCAGCUGCUCAUCGACCCCGAGGACGACGUGCGGGACAACAUCCUCAAGUACGACGAGGAGGGGGGCGGCGAGGAGGACCAGGACUAUGACCUGAGCCAGCUGCAGGCCCGAGGCCAUGGAGCCCACGCUGAGCAAGGCCCCGGCGUGCGGCGCGUGGACGAGCGGCCCGUGGGCGCCGAGCCCCAGUACCCUGCCAGGCCUGUGGUACCCCACCCAGGAGACAUCGGCGACUUCAUCAGUGAGGGCCUCCGGGCAGCUGACAGAGACCCCACGGCGCCCCCCUACGACUCCCUGCUGGUCUUCGACUAUGAGGGCAGCGGCUCCACCACGGGCUCCGUCAGCUCCCUGACCUCGUCCAGCUCGGGGGACCAGGACUACGACUACCUGGGCGACUGGGGGCCCCGCUUCAAGAAGCUGGCGGACAUGUACGGGGGCGGCGAAGAGGACUGAGGCCUCCCGGGACCCAACGGGAGCCGCGCAGGUGCCCAGGAGCAGCGGGGA